Molecule: messenger RNA, 1575 nt
Organism: Rasamsonia emersonii CBS 393.64
Lineage: Eukaryota; Fungi; Ascomycota; Eurotiomycetes; Eurotiales; Trichocomaceae
Exons: 4
Coding region: 1-1575 (524 amino acids)
Source: RefSeq, a predicted model, not a curated record
AUGGACCAACCAGCCGAUCACCUGCAGGCUUGCGCUGGCCGGCGGAAGGGUGGAAGCGCUGAUAUCAUCGCGGGACCCCGGACAGUUCAUCGGUGCUACGCCCGCGGUAAUAAUAAACUCCUUCCUUGCAGCAUGGCAAUGAAAUAUGUGAACUACAUCACAUCCAGAGCAAACCCCUGGCAAAAGGCUCCCGCUCCGGUCUUGACGGAAGAGGACGAGGCAUUCUUGCAACGGGUCACGUCUAAUCCUUCAGCCUCAGAGCAGACUGCCUCUGCUCAGGAGACUUCACGAGUAGGACAGGACACCCAGAUUGCUCCGACGGACGGUGCUCAGAACGUUCCGCUGCCGUCGUCGCCUACGGAGGAGGCCGACAGGGAGCGACCAGCAGCUGCGACAGGGGAGAGCAACAAAGAUGCAGAGGACGCAAAGGCGAAAAGCUCUGGAAGUGCAGACAGUCAAACAACCUCUAAAUCGACCAGCAAAAAGAACAAGCUGCGACGGUGGAGUUGGAUGAAGCAGAGUAGUAUGGUGACCAAGAAGAAGGAUCAGAAGGAACCUGCAGCCAGUGUUGCACAAAACGUUACCAUGCCCCAAACCCCCGAAGGCAAGCCCAUAAGCGAGCAAGAGCGGCAACGGGAAAUGGAGGAUAUGACGGCGAUACUGGAACGGCUGAACCUGGCGGCAGAGAACAAUCGGGUCUUCUCCAUCAGCGACGAGACGCAGGAACUGCUGCACAAAUUCAAGCUCAUCUUCAGGGACCUGGUGACGGGAGUGCCGACUGCAUACCACGACCUCGAGUCGCUGCUGGCCAACGGCGACAAGCAGCUACGGGACGCCUUUGGCCACCUGCCGAGCUUCCUGAAGAAGCUGGUUGAGCAGCUGCCGGACCGGUUGACCGAGACGCUGGCGCCGGAACUCCUGGCCGCCGCUGCUGGAGAGAGGGCUUCGCAGAGCGGGCUCGACGCGAGCAAUGCAGGCAAGGCCGCUGCAGCCGCGGCGGCAAAGAAGCUGGGUCUCAAUUCGCUCAGUUUCAAGGAGCUCGUAGCCAAGCCGACUGCGCUCGUGGGCGUGCUGCGGUCGAUUAUCGGUUUCUUGCGAGCCCGCUUCCCGGCCGUUAUGAGCAUGAACGUGUUGUGGUCGUUGGCGUUGUUCAUCGUCCUCCUCGUCCUCUGGUACUGCCACAAGCGCGGCCGGGAAGUCCGUCUGGAGAACGAGCGCCUCGUCACUGAGGCCGAAAUCGCCCGGAUGAACGCCGAGUACAACGAGCAGACCCGCGCGACGGAGACGCUGAGCACGACCGCACCCAAGGGGGCCUCGAUCGGGGCGGUGCAUGAGGGCGUGCAGCAGGUGCAGAAAGCUCGAGAGGGAGCACGAACCGAUACCAAUAAUAAUACCAAUACCAACAGUAACGAUAGCAACACUGAUCCUAAUUCCAUCCCGACAACGACGACCAGCAGCACCACUACUACCGCUAAACCGAUGGGCCGACGCUUCUCCUUCUUCAAGGCUGCACCAAAGAAGGGCAGUAGGAGCAGUAUCAGCGGCGACAUUAUUCAGCCGUAUCCAGGGACCUGA